Desarmillaria tabescens is the source of this 3171-nucleotide messenger RNA. RefSeq names its product fungal-specific transcription factor domain-containing protein. The transcript has 7 exons. Lineage: Eukaryota; Fungi; Basidiomycota; Agaricomycetes; Agaricales; Physalacriaceae. Bases 97 to 2946 code for a protein of 949 amino acids. Gene Ontology annotation, biological process: regulation of DNA-templated transcription; DNA-templated transcription. Gene Ontology annotation, molecular function: zinc ion binding; DNA-binding transcription factor activity, RNA polymerase II-specific; DNA binding. The record is from RefSeq and is a predicted model, not a curated record.
CCCGUUUCGAGAAAAACCACGUGCAAAGCGCAAAUUGAGGACUUUGGUCAGACGUCUUACUUGGAUUUAUACCUUCAUCGCCUCCCCGUUACAUUCAUGACCAAGGGGGACACCAACACGCCCAUGGCACACCAAUCCAAGAAGAAACGUACUGACGAAGAACCUCUUACUCAGGACGCAGGCCAGAAACCUAUCCAGCUCCAGCGCAGACGAGUGUGGAGAGCUUGCGAGAGCUGUAGGCGCAAGAAGAUCAAAUGUGAUGGCUGUGAACCUACCUGUUCCCAGUGUAGCAGUUCAGGCUCGCAGUGCACUUGGUUGCAGACCAAAGAUAGGGCCGCGCUGAGUCGGCACUAUGUCCAGGAGCUCGAAGCGCGUUUGCUUCACAUGGAAUCACUGUUCAAACAGGUCGCUCCAGUCCUCGAGCAAAUAGGGACGUCGACUGACGGCGCCGGUUCGUCCCCAUCUGAUACCACGACUCCCGCUCCAGUAUUAGACCCAUCUAAGACCGCGGCGGCGGCGGCCAUUUUACGUUCCAUAGCGCCUGUCCAACGGUCACCAGAGCCAGCUUCGCCCGUCAAGAUCGAGGACGAUGUCAGCGAUUCAUUCGGCCAGCUCGCACUUGACGAGUAUGGUCACAUGAGGUGGAUGGGAGGCUCGUCAUCGAUGUCAUUGAUCCAGUCAUUCCGCGCCUUGACAACAUCUCCACUUCAUCGGAUAUCGCCUGCGGAGGAGGAUCCUCAUGCGCCAGGCCCGAGCGUCAAUAAAUUAUAUUUUCCGGCCUCUGUUUUUUUCGGCAAAGUUCGUGCUCUUCCCGGGCCAGAAGAAGUAGAAUAUCCAGAACGGGAUUUGGCGGACAAGCUCGUCGAAGCAUAUUUUGCGCGUCUCCAUUUCCUCAUGCCCGUCAUUGAUAAGCCGUCCUUCUUACUUCAGUACACCAACGUCAUGAAUAACACUCAUGACCGUAAUCUGGCGCGCAGCCAAACCGCUUUUAUAUCUCUAAUCUUCGCAGUUUUUGCAUGUGCCGCUAACAUCGUGCAAGACCCCCGGCUGUCUACUAGUGAGCGGCAUGAUGAUGGUGGCAUGGGAAUGGUAUAUUACGAGCGAGCCCUUAUCCUCCAAUACAUUAGCCAUGCUAGCAUACAAGCCGCACACGUCCAGUGUUUCAUCCUUCUAUCUUCCUUUCUCUGUUCCGUCAACUGUCUUCCUCAAGCGUGGAUUCUUGUCGGCCAAGCCGUUCGAAUCGGCCAAGAUCUUGGACUUCACCGCUCUCCGCGUAGGCUCAUUCUCACGCCCAUAGAGAAAGAAACACGUCGAAAGAUCUGGUGGGGUGUCUAUACGUUGGACCGUAUGCUUGCCUUGGCUCUUGGUCGACCGCUGGGCAUCAGUGAUUCUGAUUGCGAUGUCGAGUACCCAUGCGAAGUGGAUGACGAUUAUCUCCCGGAGUAUUUUAAGGGGACCACCCUUAAUCAGCCGUUCUUGAUGACGGGUACAGUCGCCCUGACGAAGUUAUACGAGAUCACAGGCCGGGUUCUUCGGCAGGUUUACUCGUUGGAUAACUGUCGGGAGAAUUUAGAACCGGAGAGGAAGGCAGAACUUGAAACUACUGUGGAAUCUCUUCACGCAGAACUUACGCAGUGGUGUGACGAUCUGCCCACCAUGCUUAAGAGGGAUCCAAAGACCCCAGAGCAAUCUGCUAUGGCUGCAGUGCUAUGCAUCCAUUACUACUCUGUUCUUACGACCCUCCAUCGUAAUCUCCUGCCAGUCAACCGAGAGGAUCCUUCGACAGAGAAGUCAGCCUCUCAGGGUGUAUCGUCAGCUCGCUCGUGCAUACAGCUCUCACCGUCGAUCAGAAAUGUGGUGCCUCCUUCGCACCAUUUGGCAUUUUUCAUUCAGCACUUAUUUGGCUCUGCUGUCAUCGUUCUCUUGUAUGCCAUGCACUCGUCUGAAGCCAAAGCUUCAGCACAAGCUAUCGAAGAAGCCAAAACCGCCCUUGUUGCGAUCGAAUCCUGGGAAGGGACUUGGCCUGGCGCCCGCAAAUGCAAAGAGUUAUUAGCGGAGCUUAUCGCUACAGCCACCGACGCUGUGGCCAAAGGGACAAAUUCUGACUCUAACCCAUCCCCUCCGGCUGCGCCUCAUUCCUCUACUCCCCAGCGUCGACGAUCAGUGACAAUAGCCACUGUACCGCCCAAUACCAUUCCCGGAAGAAUGCUGAAGAGUAAAAAUACUUCUCGCCGAAAUCGAUCGAGGGAACAAAGCGGUGCUCGUCGACUGGCUGCUUCGCCUUAUCACGUUGACACUGCCCUCCGAGCAAGAUCUACGUCUCGUAAACGCGGACACGAUGAUCCCGAGGAUGGUUCAUAUUACCAGAGCUUCACGAGCCCUACGUUGGCCCCUAGCAAUAACAGCUCGCCCUCCUCCAUGGGCGUUCCAUCACCCGCUAUGUCCGCCACUGGACUUUUGCAGGACAAUAGCCCUACACUCGCUUCGACGUCUGUGUAUCCAUACCCCGGGACUUCGAACCAACCACCUGCAUCACCUCUUUAUGAUUUCGACUAUGGCCUCUCGCCCAAUUCCUUGGGUCAAGGGACAUCUCAGCAGUGGAAUAACUCCGACGGCACGAGUAGCCUUGACAUGUACUCACCCGAUGGUGCCAUGGCAUAUGAGAGUCCGUAUGGUGCUUAUUCUGCCGGCCUUGAUACCGUUUACUCUGGUUAUGAACCUUCAAAUGGUAUCGGAUCGAUGGGACUGUCCACGACACCGCCCACUGCAUCAUUCAAUGCUUCCGGACUUCCGUUCCGCGGCCUUGAGUUUAUUCGCAAUUUUAAUAAUUCAGGAGGAUAUAGUAUGGAUCAGGACUCACUAUGGCAGAGUUACGACCCCAUUGAUUUUGAUUAUGGUCCUGACUUACCGUUUACUUUAGGUGAUUCAGAUAUUCAGACAUCAUAGCGUUACUUUCUCUUGCCUUUAUGUUCCUUCGAUUUCGAUUAUCAUCCACCAUGAUGCUGUUAUAUUUGCUGACAUGACCGUACGAACAGUGAUGAGUGAUCCUGUCGUGUAUGAUUAGAGAUGUAUGUGAUUCCUCUGUAUCGAUAUCGUAUGAUUACUUCCUUCUACUAAGUCUGGUUACACUACCUUUCUCAUAUAAAUAUGUAUUUUUCUAACGAUUCUCUU